AUGCUGGUGCUCAGCUGCUCCAUGAAGCUGCAUAUGCUGGAGAAAAUGCUAAGAUGGAGUUUCCCCAAGUCCCUCAAGGUUUACGGAGCUGCGAUGAACAUCAACCAAAGGAACCCCUUCAGGAAGGAGGUGGUGGUGGACUCAUGGCCAGACUUCAAAGUUGUUAUCACCAAGCUGCAGAGGGAGGAUGAGAUGGAUGACCUUGACCAUUAUACUAAUGCUUGUGCAGUUUUCUACAAGGAGCUACAGGCUUACCAUGAGCUACUGGAACACACAAAUGCCAUCAGCUGGGGAAUUGCUAACCUCAUUUGCUGCUUCCCCAGUGUCUGUGUCUUGGAUGACAAUGGGUAUCCCCUUUCCUGGAGAACAGACCAGUUUGCCACCACAAUUCAUGGUUAUACCCUUCCAGAGCACUGGAGGAAGGGUUAUAGCAGGCUUGUGGCUACCACUUUAUCUAAGAAAUUACAUAGCUGUUGCUUUCCAGCACAAGGUAAUGUCCUGGAGACGAAUAUACCAUCAGUAACAUUGCUAAAAAACAUGAACGCCCAGUUUCCUCUCUUCUCAUUUUUCAGAGUGAUGCAUACACCUUUUCAUUUUUUAGACAAAUCUCACUUAUAG
Messenger RNA from Pelecanus crispus (Dalmatian pelican), 618 nucleotides. RefSeq names its product glycine-N-acyltransferase like 3 (gene GLYATL3). Lineage: Eukaryota; Metazoa; Chordata; Aves; Pelecaniformes; Pelecanidae. Gene Ontology annotation, cellular component: mitochondrion. The record is from RefSeq and is a predicted model, not a curated record. Gene Ontology annotation, molecular function: glycine N-acyltransferase activity.